Messenger RNA from Scomber japonicus (chub mackerel), 819 nucleotides. RefSeq names its product progestin and adipoQ receptor family member 4-like. The transcript is spliced from 3 exons. NCBI's taxonomy places the organism in Eukaryota, Metazoa, Chordata, Actinopteri, Scombriformes, Scombridae. The record is from RefSeq and is a predicted model, not a curated record. Gene Ontology annotation, molecular function: signaling receptor activity. Gene Ontology annotation, cellular component: membrane. Bases 1 to 819 code for a protein of 272 amino acids.
AUGGUGCUUUACAAGGGGCCGCGGCUGUUGGACUUUACAAAGACCCCUCCACAUCUUCAGUUCAACAAAUAUGUCCUGACGGGUUACCGGCCCGUGUCGAGUGCUCAGGAGUGCCUCAGGAGCCUCUUUUACAUGCACAAUGAGCUGGGGAACAUUUACACACAUGGCGUCCCUUUCUUCCUUUUUUUGGUGCUACUGCCUUAUAGUAUCCCGUGGUGGGAUGUUGAGAACGUCUGGAUCUGUGUGGUCCACUACCUGGCCUGCCUCUGCCCCACCAUAGGUUCAGUGGUCUAUCAUGUGUUCAUGAACCAUGUGGGAGGGGAACAUGUGUACGAUUCCUUGCUGUCCCUGGACAUGUUUGGGGUCUGCCUGGUUAACACUCUGGGUGCGCUACCCAUCAUCUACAUCACCCUUCUUUGCUACCCAACCGUGCAACAGACUGCCUUGCUGGCCUACAUUCUCCUGUCAGCCUACGGCAUCUACUGUGCCACUACAGCCCGCACUAAUGUCCUGCGCCUACGGGCUUUUGUCUGGCAAGCCCUGUUCCGCUUCAGCCUCUUCCUGUUUCGGGUGUACGGCAGUGGGGUGGGCAGCCCAAACUCACUGCGCCUCUUUGUCAUCAUGGACUCUUUGGCUGUUUUGGGAGGGGUGGUCAAUGUCAUUCAGAUCCCUGAGCGAUUUAGCCCGGGCAUGUUUGACAACUGGGGCAACAGCCACCAGAUUAUGCAUGUCAUGGUUAUUUGCUCGAUUAUCUUCCUCCACUGGGGCACACUGGAGGAUUUAGACUGGAUUAAGAACUACCAGUGUGCUGUUGAGUGA